Messenger RNA from Halteromyces radiatus, 2177 nucleotides. RefSeq names its product Catenin-beta-like protein. Gene Ontology annotation, cellular component: spliceosomal complex. The record is from RefSeq and is a predicted model, not a curated record. Lineage: Eukaryota; Fungi; Mucoromycota; Mucoromycetes; Mucorales; Cunninghamellaceae. Bases 368 to 2005 code for a protein of 545 amino acids. The transcript is spliced from 7 exons.
UUUUUUUUUGCCUCUAGCUCUCUUUCUUUUUUUUUUGUGUUUACUUAUACCAUGAAUAUUGAUGACAUCUUCAAGAUCCCUGCGAUCCCUAGCGGUCGUAACAAGAGAAAAAUGCCAGCUACACCCGAUGUUGAUUUUUUGGACAAGUAUCAAUCUAAUCAAAUUCAAAACGACAAGUUUGAAGGAUACAGUGAUUCAAAGGGAAAAAGACGCGCGGUUGAUGUAGACGAUAGCAUUGAUGACAGUGAAUUCAAAGCAGAAGCCGAUGAUCAAUUUAUUUGGAAUGAUAAUGAUGAAGAAGGACGAUUUUUUGGUGGUGGUUUAACAGAUGAACAAAGCAAACUUUUGGAAUUAGUGGAUCAAUUCGAUGACGAUGAACAGGUACAACAUACAUCAUAAUUUGGAAAAAUUGACACUGAUUUUUUUUUUAAAGGACGAUGGAAUCAAUGUGACCUCUGUAAAACGGAUGAUUUUGAAGUUUGAAAAGGCCAUCAACAAGAAUCAAGAAUUACGAAUGAGAUAUAGCAAUGAACCAAAAAAGUUUAUGGAAUCCGAAGCUGAUCUCGAUGAAGAAAUCAAAAAUCUACUGGUCCUGACACAAGCUCCCCAUCUAUAUCCCGAAUUAGUCAAGUUAAAUAGUGUACCAUCCUUAAUGUCUCUCCUCAGUCAUGAAAACACUGAUAUUACUAUUGAUGCAAUUGAUUUGAUCAGUGAAUGGUUGGAUGAAGAUGUUGGCAUUGUUGCUGGAGGGAAUGAAGAUGCAGAUGAUGAACAGGAAGAACGAUCAGAAGCUGCUACUAAUGGUAUCAAGGUUUUGAUGGAUUCUUUGUUGGAAAAUGAAUUAUUGGAAUUACUAGUACAGAACUUGGAUCGAUUGGAUGAAAAUGAAGAAGGCGAUCGACAAGGCGUAUUCAAGAUACUGAGCAUUUUUGAAAAUCUACUUUCUUUGGAUCCUGAAUUGGCUAAACGCAUUACAUUACAGACUCAAUUGGUGCCAUGGUUAUUGAAGCGAAUACAAUCAAAGGAAUUUGAUUCCAACCGUGGAUAUGCAAGUGAACUCAUCUCUAUUCUACUCCAAAAAGAUCAUGAUGUACGAAUGAAAUUCUGUGAAUUGGAUGCUGUGGAUAUUUUAUUGCGUGUUUCUUCGGUAUACAAACGCAAGGAUCCCAAAGAAGAAGAUGAAACAGAAAUGUUGGAAAAUUUUUUCAAUGCAAUGAUUUCUCUUUUGAAUGAAGAAAAAGCCAAAACAUUAUUCCUAGAAGGGGAAGGAAUUGAAUUGAUGCUGAUCAUGUUGAAGGAAAAGACUUUGGCAAGGAUUCGAGCUGUCAAGGUCCUGAAUUAUGCUUUGUCUGGUAGUGAUGAUGCUGCACAUGCCAACUGUACCCGAUUUGUAGAUGCUAUGGGACUGAAAGCACUCUUCCCAUUGUUUAUGGGCAAGGGUAACAAAAAAUUGAAAAAGAUCCACAAAUCAUUUGUCGAAUCGGAGGAUGAGGAACAUAUUUUAUGUAUUAUAUUAUCCAUGCUGCGACAUUUAUCAUGUGACGAUAUACAACGAUUGCGAUUGCUAAACAAAUUCACAGAGGAUGAUUAUGAAAAGGUGGAUAGGUUAGUAGAGAUGAAACAAUAUUACGAAGAACGGGAUCAACAAGUACGCAAAGCAAUUCAACGUGAUAUUGAACAACUGGAACAAGAAGACGAACUGGAUGAAUUGAUGGAAGAAGAAUUCUAUUUACGACGACUGGAUGCUGGUCUCUUUGUCUUGCAACGAGUAUGCCUUGUUUUGGGAGCUUUAUAUGCGGAAAACAAAGGUGUGGGUGCCAAGGUAGAUCUUUUAUUGGGACGUCAAGGAUUAGACCGUUCAAGUAUCAUGGAUGUUAUUGAAGAAGAAACCGCUGUAUUGGCUGACUUUGUUCACCUGCGCAAGGUAGCGAUGGGGGCAACAACGAAUCCUUCACAACAACCACAACAACAACAACAACAAAAUGACAGCAAUCAUAUGGAUUAACAGUAAAACCUUGGCUUUGAAUAGGAUGAGCAAGAUUCAUUCAAGAAUGGAAUUAUGUACAUAGACUUUGGAUAUCUUUUACAAGUUGAUAUUAGUUUAGUAUUAUUAUUGAAUCUAGACAAUAAUUUACAAACAAUACAAUAAAGAACAUUUCUUUUAUAUAUAUAUUUUA